UUCACGCUACAAGCAUCAUUCCUGAUCCAUCCUGAUCCUGAUCCUACAGGAGGAGAAACAGUGGGAAAGCAACAACACAACAUGCGUUUAUCCUGAACUAAAGUUGGCGAUGGCGCUCCGCCUGUGGUGUAUCGCGGUGUUCCCGCUGUUGUGCGGGGCGCAGGGGCCGGCGGACGCAGGGGACGGCGGUGUUUUCCAGCCCCAGAGUGCCCUCACUGACAUGGAGUUCGCCUCAGUCAGCUCCUACCGCGGCCCUGGAAACACUGACCUUCGGCCCAAUAAAGAGCUGCCCAUCCUUCUGUGGUGGAGCGCCAACCUCUUCCCGCACUUCCCAGGAGACACGGAGCGCGUGGACUGUUCCCGCUCGUCCUGCCUCGUCACGAGCAACCGGAAAGUUCAGUUGUAUCGCCGCACGGCGUCCGUUAUUUUCUACGGCACAGACUUCCGUGCGUACGAGGCUCCGCUGCCACGAAUGCCCCAUCAAACCUGGGCGCUUUUCCACGAAGAGUCUCCCAUGAACAACUACCUCCUGUCUCACAGUGUUGGGAUCCGGCUGUUUAACUACACGGCCACGUUCAGGCGGGAGUCGGACUAUCCGCUGACGCUGCAGUGGUUGCCCUCGCUGGAUUAUCUUCUGGCGCCGACGGCCGUCCCGCUGUCAGAGAAGAACCGCUGGAGACGGGCCGGUCUCGCCCCUGUGCUCUACAUGCAGUCCCACUGUGACGUGCCUUCGGACCGGGACCGCUACGUUCAAGAGCUCAUGAAGCAUAUAGAGAUUGACUCGUAUGGGAAGUGCCUCAACACGAGACCCCUGCCUGAGCAUCUGGAGGACACGAGCACGGCCACCGGCGAGGACGGGCGCUUCAUGAGCUUCGUGGGCCGCUAUAAGUUCCACCUGGCGCUGGAGAACGGCCUGUGCCCGGACUACAUGACGGAGAAGCUGUGGCGGCCCAUGCACCAGGGCUGUGUGCCCGUGUACAGGGGCUCGUCCUCGGUGUCCGACUGGCUGCCGAACAACCGCUCCGCCAUCCUCGUCGACGACUUCCCUUCUCCUCGAGAGCUGGCGGAGUUGCUAAAGGCUCUGGAUCAAGACGACGAGGAGUACUCGCGUUAUCUGGAGUACAAAACGCCCAGUCGCAUCACUAACCUGCGUCUGCUGGAGGGGCUGGAGAGCAGAGAGUGGGGCGUCAAUGACAUGAGCAAACCCAACUACCUGAACGGCUUCGAGUGCUUCGUGUGUGACCGUGAGAACGAGCGUCUGGCAGCGGUGAAAGCGCACCGGAAGAACCCGGACCUGAACCCGCCGCCCCAACCCAAGAUGGCCAACAGCGCACACAUGGGCUGCCCGCUGCCCAGUCCUGGACUCGGCCCGGUGGAGAGCGUCGACCCAAAUGACAGCUGGCUCCAGAUGUGGCCGCAGGACUACUGGCAGAGUCUGGAUCAGGCCGAGGGUUUGGAGUCGCUCCUCCGGCACAACGAGUCGGACCCGUCGCUGCUGUGGCGGCACAUCCAGAGCAUCGCCGUGAGGAGAGCCAGACGACCCUGACCUCAUGCUAAUCCACCCUCGGAUGAGCCUCUCUGGACGUUUGUGCACAUAUUGUAAUAUCUCUAACUAAACGGACACGAUCACAAUCAAUAAUCUCCUUCAAUGCCGAUAUUUCCCAUCAGUAUUAUGGAUUAAGCUCAAGAUGUUGGUCUGAGGGCUUCGGCUGAUGUCAGUCACAGUUAUGAUCAACACUUACUUGCAUGUCAUCAUCAGGUCACAUUUUUAGGGAUGCAUGACAUCACAUAUCGGUAUCGGCCGAUAUAUGUUUAUAUUUAAUGUUAGGUGACCGGCUCGAUAAGAAUAUUUGGCCGAUAUACUGUAUAUAUUUAAUUAAAGCCGAUAGAUUUCUCAGAUUUCAGAUUCGCAGUGUUCAUCAUGAUGGUUUUAAAUUGCUUGAAAUAUGAUUGGAAUCACUUCAAAAAAAAGGAAAGUCCGUCAUAUCGGCUACAUACAAUAUUAUGAUAAUCAUCAAUUAGUUCUCAUAAUAUUGUGUGUUUGGGUCGUAGCAUUUAAUGAGGAGACUUGUUUUUCCUAAUCAGGCUCUCAAAAAUGAUAGAAAUAUUUGGAUUUAGAUUUAUCUGCAUAUAUAUCGGUUAUCGGCUUUCAAAUAUAAAGAAUUAUCAGUGUUAAUAUCGGUGCAUCUCUACACAUUUCACUUCAUAAAUCCAAAGGAAAAGAUUGUUUUUAGGACCAUUAUGUGGAGUGGAGAGAGGGUCGACUUUUUCAUGGGAGUUAUACAGUGAUGUGAAUAAGUUUUGACACCCAUGCUAAAGUUGCCUAAAUAGAAGAAUAAAAAAAUCAUCUUUUGGA
Molecule: messenger RNA, 2356 nt
Organism: Pimephales promelas (fathead minnow)
Lineage: Eukaryota; Metazoa; Chordata; Actinopteri; Cypriniformes; Leuciscidae
Gene: pofut4
Product: protein O-fucosyltransferase 4
Cellular component (GO): Golgi membrane
Molecular function (GO): alpha-(1->3)-fucosyltransferase activity
Source: RefSeq, a predicted model, not a curated record